UGGUUCCAUUGCAGGGAAAGUAUUGAGUUGCAGACGCGGUUUCUACAGCAGCGACUAGUCGGGCACCGAUUGGCAAACUCUCAGGUUGUACGGCAAAUCGGGUUCCUUUGAAUAGUAGGUAGUACCCAGAGUGUUGGUACCUUUUGCCAUUUUUCUGCCAGAUUCGUCAAAUUUGAUUUGAACGAGUUCGAUUUGGAUGCUUUGGAUUGGUGCAGUGGCUGAGUUUGAGGAGUUUCUCUGAGGUUUGCAGAUUCUACCCAUGGAACUAAACAUGGCUGCGUUGCUGAACUUGGUAGUGGAUAAUUACCAUGAACUAUUGGAGACGACCAAACAUCCCAUAGUCGAUUCAUGGCUCUUCAUGCAGUCGCCGAUGCCCGUCUUUACCAUUCUAGUCCUCUACCUGUGGUUUGUCUUGAGCUUGGGGCCCAACUACAUGAAAAACCGAAAACCUUUUGAACUGAAAAAUGCCAUGAUUUUCUACAACCUCUACCAGGUGCUCUUCAGCGUGUGGUUGUGCUCGCAUGCUCUCAAUGUAGAAGACGUGAUUCCGCAUUUUUUCAAUCACACCUGCAAGAAUCCGUCACCCGACAAGGACUUUCAGGAAUUGCUCUCCAGAGGCGCCUGGUGGUACUUCUUCUCAAAAAUCACCGAACUGCUAGACACCGUCUUUUUCGUGCUGAGAAAGAAGGACUCGCAAAUAUCAUUCCUGCACGUUUACCACCAUUCCAUCACCAUGGUCGGCUCCUGGGCUUACCUUAAGUAUCUGCCAGGUGAGCAAGGCGUGUUUAUUGGCUUCUUGAACUCUUUGGUACAUGUUGUGAUGUACUUUUAUUACUUCCUGUCCGCAUUGGGGCCAAGAUACCAAAAAUACCUUUGGUGGAAAAAGUACAUGACGUGGAUGCAAUUGACUCAAUUUGGAAUUAUGUUGCUCUAUUUGGCUUUCAUCGUCGUGAUGGACUGUAAGCUACCAAGAGCGCUGACUUACUUCUUCGUGGCCAAUGUGAUGAUCUUCAUCUACCUGUUCAGCGAUUAUUACCGGAAGGCUUACUACGCAAACCCGAAAAGACUGCUGAAAAAUUCCCAGACCACAGGAAAUGGUGUCUGCCAGCACAAGAAUGGCUUAGUGGUCAAUGGAACAUUCAUCGAAAACGCCCACAUUGAUGAUGGCGUAAAGAAGAGGCCUGUUAAUUCGAAAUCUGCAAAUCAAUGUGAUAGUGGAUUUGCGCUUCCAAGCGACAUCAACGAUAAGAAAAAGGGUUAGGGAUAUCGGCCUAAGGGAAAGGCCUGGGACAUUUUGUGUGUGAUUCAGUUUGAAUAUCAGCUACCCGUGUAAUUAUAGGAACUAGACGGUUUUAAAAAAUCGAUUUCUAUGGGUGUUUUCAUUAUUUGAUUUAGAUUAGUCGUCAGUGAUGAAUUAGGGCGGUUUUUUUCGAGUAGAGUUGGUGGAAAAAUGAAGAUUUUAGUCGUUGAUACUGCAAUCUUCAUAGCUUCUGAAGUGCGAUAGUUCACCGACGAAUUAAACGCGAUUUUUCCACUGAUUUUCUCAAUAAAUUGUGCGAGAUAUUGAAGUCACUCGCAUGGAGAGAGUCAGCAGUAUUUUGCAUUAAAUUCCAAAAAAAAACCAAAUCAAUUGUGGCCGCUUUGGGUUUGUUUUUUAUAUUAAUUAUCACUGACGAGUCAGUUUCAAAGGUGUAAAUAAAAGGACGGUAGAUUUGAUGACAAUUUUCGAAACCUGCUAUAUAGUUUGUAACUGAAUUGUGUAGGGUAAUAUAAUUUUUUAAUAUGA
Dendroctonus ponderosae (mountain pine beetle) is the source of this 1786-nucleotide messenger RNA. Its product is annotated as elongation of very long chain fatty acids protein 7. The transcript is spliced from 7 exons. Gene Ontology annotation, biological process: fatty acid elongation, polyunsaturated fatty acid; sphingolipid biosynthetic process; fatty acid elongation, saturated fatty acid. The record is from RefSeq and is a predicted model, not a curated record. The coding region runs from base 260 to 1261 and encodes 333 amino acids. Gene Ontology annotation, cellular component: endoplasmic reticulum membrane. NCBI's taxonomy places the organism in Eukaryota, Metazoa, Arthropoda, Insecta, Coleoptera, Curculionidae. Gene Ontology annotation, molecular function: fatty acid elongase activity.